AUGAUACUCAAGCGGCAGUGUGCUUCUGGCGUUCCCAGUCUCGGUCUCUCUACAUCAUUUCUUCACAGUGUGGCAAUAGAUUCUUCGGAUGCGAAGCUCGUGCCUAACGAUGACUCGGAAGCUGUUUACCGGAUGAUCAAUGGCUCAAAUGUGCAAGGAGAGUUGAAGGAAUCGUUGAGCUCCAGUGGAAUCCACUUGUCAAAGGACUUAAUCGAUAGGGUUUUAAAAAGAGUGAGGUUCAGUCACGGAAACCCUCUUCAAGCCCUGGAGUUGUAUAGGUACGCUGGUGCUCACUCCUCCUUUUCCCUCGACACGAUGCUCUAUAUCCUCGGUAGAAAUCGAAAGUUCGAUCAGAUCUGGGAUGUUUUGAUUGAAGCUAAGCGAAAGGAUCGGUCUUUGAUUACCCCUAGGACGAUGCAAGUGGUUUUAGGUAGAGUCGCUAAGCUGUGUUCCGUUAGACACACCGUUGAGUCCUUCUGGAAGUUUAAGAGAUUGGUGCCUCAUUUAUUCGACACUAGUGCUUCUUUCAAUGCUCUCUUGAGAACUCUUUGCCAAGAGAAGACUAUGACCGAUGCUAGGAAUGUCUAUCACUCUUUGAAGCAUCAGUUUCACCCCGACUUGCACACUUUUAACAUUCUUUUGUCCGGCUGGAGAUCAUCCGAAGAUGCUGAAGCUUUCUUCCAGGAAAUUACGAAAGAAAAGGGCCUCAAACCUGAUGUCGUUACCUACAACUCCUUGAUUGAUGUGUAUUGCAAGGACAGAGAGAUGGAUAAAGCUUACAAGCUGAUUGAUCAGAUGCGUGAGGAGGAUGUUACUCCUGAUGUUAUAACUUACACUACCAUUAUAGGCGGUUUGGGGUUAAUAGGCCAGCCUGAUAAAGCUCGCCAGGUUUUGAAGGAAAUGAAGGAGUAUGGAUGUUAUCCUGACGUUCCUGCUUAUAACGCUGCUAUAAGAAACUAUUGCAUAGCCAGGAGGCUUGGGGAUGCAGAUAAGUUGGUGGAUGAGAUGGUGAAGAAAGGUUUGUCUCCCAACGCCACUACUUAUAAUCUGUUUUUCCGUGUUCUGUCUCUAUCUAAUGAUUUGGGACGGUCUUGGGAGCUGUAUGUGAGAAUGUUGGGGAAUGGGUGUUUGCCAAACACUCAGUCUUGUAUGUUCUUGAUUAAGAUGUUUAAGAGACACGAGAAAGUGGAUAUGGCGUUGCGGUUGUGGGAAGAUAUGGUGGUUAAAGGUUUUGGUUCUUAUAGUUUGGUUUCGGAUGUGCUUUUGGAUUUGCUUUGUGAUUUGGCUAAGGUAGACGAGGCUGAGAAAUGUUUGCUUGAGAUGGUUGAGAAGGGACAUAGACCGAGUAAUGUCUCUUUUAAAAGGAUCAAGUUGUUGAUGGAGCUAGCAAAUAAGCACGAAGAGCUUAGUAAUUUGAAACAGAAGAUGGUUGUUUUCACUACAGAGAUUCAGUGA
Molecule: messenger RNA, 1455 nt
Organism: Brassica oleracea var. oleracea
Lineage: Eukaryota; Viridiplantae; Streptophyta; Magnoliopsida; Brassicales; Brassicaceae
Product: putative pentatricopeptide repeat-containing protein At1g02420
Exons: 1
Coding region: 1-1455 (484 amino acids)
Molecular function (GO): protein binding
Source: RefSeq, a predicted model, not a curated record